AUGGCUCAAUCACCAGAAUUCUCAGCUCUCCAAGCCAUCGUGGUAGAUUUACAACGCAGAUUCGCCGAAGCUCACCUAGGACCAGCUCCCAUAGAGGAAGCCAAGGACGAAGUUUGUAUCUACAAUGAUCCAAAGGAGGUAGACUUAAACCUCUUCAAAUCAGCCAUAAACAUAUUCAGCGGAGACUAUCAGGAAUAUCGUAACUGGAGAAGAUUAGCUAUUACAUUAAUGAAUAAUGUAAAACAAUUCCGUGGACAAAAUAUCUACACGGAAGCAUUAAUAUUAAUUCGAGGAAAGAUAACUGGGAAAGCGGCCCAGAUACUCAUCAACAAUAACACAAAGUUAAACUUUGAUGAAAUAAUAGACAGACUGGAUAACUCCUAUGCAGAUCAGCGACCACUGUAUGUCCUGGAGGAAGACAUAAUGAAUAUACGUCAAGAAAACAAACCUCUUCACGUGUACUUCGAUCACCUUAAUCAGGCAUUAAACACUGUAUUAUCCAAAAUAGAAAUGCAGCACAAAAAUGAGAACGUGAUCAAUGCGUUAUCACAAGAGAUACAACUGAAAGCAGUCAGGACAUUCAUCGCGGGACUAAGAAGUGCAGCAACUAAAAAUGCACUGUACUCCAGAGCCUGCACCAACAUCAUGGAAGCAUAUGGUAUCGCGAGAACCAUGCAACAUGACUCACAAUAUCAUCAGCUAGAAUAUAUACCACGGGUAUCACAGAUGAGGCAACCCAUGAUGCAAGGAUACCAACAGUUACAGCAGUAUCAACAGCAAAGACAACCACCAGUCGAACCUAUGGAUGUAGACUCAUCAGGACGAUUCCGUAGGCAUGCACAGCAUACGCAAAGAAAUCAACAACAAGAAUAUCCUCAGCGACAGCUGCCGCCUCAACAAAGACCCAAUCAUCCAUUCAGGCAAGUUGUACAAAACUUUGGCCAACAGUUCAAGCGAUCACGGGAUGAGACAUCACUCGCACCACAAAGUAAGGCCCAACGAGUGAACCAGAUCAAAGAAGGUGAAGACGAGGAUGCAGGAUCUUUAUAUAAUGAGGUAUCUAGCGUCAAUUAUACUAGUAACAAACAGAAACAUUUUUUUAUAAGGCAUCACGGUCUUCCAACACUCCGACGUACUGCACCAGACGGAAGAUACGUGUAUAUACUAAUAGAUACAGGUGCCACGAGUAGUUAUGUAAGUAAAGACUAUCCAUUUGCAGAAAGGAUAAGACUAGAUAAACCAAUAAAAUUUAAUACACUACAUGGAACUUCAGUAGUAACACAUAAAAGAGAAAUUAACUUAGUAGGGUUUGAUUUGGAUUUUUAUGAAACCGCAGAUCUAAAAGAAUUCGACAUACUAUUAGGGGGAGACGCCUUACGUAAAAUGAAAGCUAGAAUAGAUCUGUUUGACUACUCGGCAACAUUUGAACAGGAGAAUACUCUACAGAAUAGGAAUCAAGAAAGAAUUAAUUAUACAAUAGGGAAUAAAACCUAUGAAAAAGAAAUACACGAGCUAAUGAAGAAUAAUUAUAAUAAUGAGAUAUUACCGUUUACAACAACGAUACAAGCAGAAAUUAGGACAGAGACUCAAGAGCCAGUCUGGGUUCGUCAAUAUCCAUACUCUUAUGCAGACCAAGAUUUCGUAAAGCAAGAAAUAGAAAAAUUAUUAAAUAAUAACAUUAUUAAAGAAAGCAAGAGUCCAUACAACUCACCAAUAUGGACAGUUUCAAAGAAAGGACUAGACGAAGAAGGAAAAUCAAAGAAACGAAUGGUGACAGACUUUCAGAAACUGAAUAAGCAAACGAUCGCAGAUAGAUAUCCAAUUCCAGAUAUAACAAUGACGUUACAGAAUUUAGGGAAAGCAAGAUAUUUUACAACACUAGAUUUAGAAUCUGAAUUCCACCAAAUAUUAAUUAAACCAGAAGAUAGGGAAAAAAACAGCCUUCUCGGUAAAUGGAGCUAA
Bactrocera dorsalis (oriental fruit fly) is the source of this 1962-nucleotide messenger RNA. RefSeq lists its product as uncharacterized. The transcript has a single exon. NCBI's taxonomy places the organism in Eukaryota, Metazoa, Arthropoda, Insecta, Diptera, Tephritidae. The record is from RefSeq and is a predicted model, not a curated record. Bases 1 to 1962 code for a protein of 653 amino acids.